ACGACACAACCGUGUGACAGAAACCCCGCCCCUCGUGCGUCAUCCUGCAAAAAAAAAGAAAGAAAUACGGAAGUAGCUCCGGACUUAUCAAAAGGAAACGAAAGACAAGGUGGCGUCUUCCAGAACAAUCGUUCCAAAAUGACACUUUUGUGACACUUUUCUUCCGGUCUUUGCACGUGAUCAGCAUAAUGGUGCACAUCCCUAGCCUCCUGCUUUUUUGCUUCACGGCAUGCAGCCGGACACAAGUAGCGCUUUUUUUCGAGCAUUGUGGACAUUCCUCUCAAGUGUUGGAUAGCGACGUAGGCGAGAUCAGGAGUUCUGCUUACCACACGUACUCCUACCAUUUUGGUGCCACGUAUGACUGCUGGACCAUUAAGGGUUCGGUGGGAGAACCGGUCGUCCUCAGCUUCUCGCAAUUUUCAGCUCGGUGCAGAAAUGAGUGGCUGGCCAUCAAAUCGUCCGGCGGCGGCACGCCGCUCGUUUUGUGUGGCUCCAAAUUGCCCCCGCCCGUCGAAUUCCCGGGGGGAAACAUCACAGUGGUGCACCACUUCCUGCCACAAGUCUAUCCCGUGUCGUCGUUUCGCUUGAAUUACGCCAGAGAUGUGACUUUCGGCCAGUGCCCCCGGACGUCCUUCAAAUGCCCGGGAGGCCGCUGCCUGCCCCUCUCGUGGCGUUGCAACGACCAAGCCGAGUGUCUGGGGGAAGGCGCCGGCGCCGACGAGGAGGGCUGCGGGGCCGAGGGGACCCCGCCCGGGGCGCCCGAGAGGAACGGCGCCGGAGAUUGGCGGGAUCCCAGUCCGUCGGCGAAGAGCCACGGCGGCGACAGGGCAGAGGAGCUCUUGGCCCUGUUGAAGGAGAGGCAGGAGACCCCGGUGACGGCCGCUCCCGUCCCGUGGCCCUGCGGGGGGCUUCUGCGGACCUUCUACGGGACAUUUUGUCCUCCGCCUCUCCGCGGCCCCCCAUUGCACUGCGUUUGGACUCUGGACCCGGAUGACUCCCGGCCCUUGAAACUGGACCUGCAGCAGCUGGUGCUGGGGCGCGGCGACACGCUCACGGUCCACAACGGCGUGCAAGGCGAAGGAGACGUCGUUAAAAUUAUCACCAGCGCCUCCAACUACAAGUGGCUGCAAGUGGAGUCGCGCACCGGCCUGCUGUCGCUGACCUACCAGACGGCGGCCGGCUCGGAGGGCGGCGGCUUCAACGCCACCUUCCACGUGGGCGGCUACUGCCCGCCCUGGGAGGGCCGCUGCGGCGGCGCCUCGGGAGGCUGCUUCACGCAGGAGCAACGCUGCGACGGCAAGUGGGAUUGCCCCGAGAGCGGCCGGGACGAGGAGGGCUGCCGGGGCUGCGGCCGCCAGCAGUUUGCCUGCGGGGUGCCCGGAGGCCAGAGGGCGGCGGCCGGGCGCUUUGCCGGCCGCCCCGUCUGCUAUCCCGCCAGCGAGCGCUGCAAUUACCAGCUGUACUGCGCCGACGGCAGCGACGAGAGGGACUGCACCGUGUGUCAGCCCGGAACCUUCCACUGCGACACCGACAGGUGCGUAUUUGAGAGCUGGCGCUGCGACGGCCAGGUGGACUGCCACGACGGCACGGACGAGCUCAACUGCACCGUGGUCCUGCCGCGCAAGGUCAUCACGGCCGCCACGGUGGGCAGCCUGGUCUGCGGCCUGCUGCUGGUCGUCGCCAUGGGCUGCACCUGCAAGCUCUACUCGCUGCGGAGCAGAGAGUACAGCAUGUUUGCGCCCGUCAACCGACACGAGGCGCAGCUGAUCCAGCAGCAGGCCCCGCCCUCUUACGGCCAACUCAUCGCGCAAGGCGUUAUCCCCCCGGUGGAGGACUUCCCCACGGAAAACCCCAAUCAGACUUCCACCUUGUCUCUGAGGGGAAUCCUGCAGCUCCUUCGCCAGGACGCCGUCACGUCCCCGCACCGGAGACGCAGGCCUCGCGUGGUCCGCCGCCUGGUCCGUCGCAUGAGAAGGUGGGGUCUGAUCCCCAGGCAGCCCUCCAGACCUUCCCAGACGGCCGGCCAGCGGCCGCCCGACGCCACCCCUCCGGAUCAGGAGCCCGCUCCCGCCGCUCCCGGCGGCUCCUCGUCUUCGGCGGAGGGCGCCCAGCGGCCCGCGCCUCAGAAAGUGAGCCUGUCCGUCAGGGCCCCGCCGGCGUCUCGCGCCUCCCCGCCACCGCCGCCCCCGUACGCGCCGCCCGCCGAGGCGCCCCAAACGCCCCCCGUGGCGGUCCCGGCCGGCAGCCCGUCCCUGGCGUCCAUCUUGCACACCCUGGGCCUGAGUCUGUCCUUGUUCAGAGCCUCGCCCUCGUCCGGCAACUCUGCGCCCCUCUCGGCCUCCCCCGACGACGACGUGCUGCUCAUUCCGCUUUGCGACGACGACGCCGCCUCGGACGAGGACGUGCCUUUGCUCACUUGAACGGGCCUCCCUCUCUCUGUGCCUUUUUGUCUCUUGUCGUCGAAUUGCUUUUAAAAUCAACUAUUUUACCAUUUAGAAAAACAACUCUCGGGCGUGUUCCCAACCUUUAUCCAGCCUCGGCACAUCUUUCCCCCCCCCAUUCGGCCCACCGUCAAAGAAAUUGCGCGCAGGAUGUAUCGUCCAACUAUCGGACCCCCCCAAAUGAGAACCUGAGUGUUUCAGUCAAAAGCGCAAACUCUCCUUCCAACGUUAGCCAUCAAACUUCUCGAAAGAGUCUGGAAAAGGGUUGGGAACCAAAAACGGCGAGGCUGACGCGUUUCAUUCCCACCACGUCAGCUGAGCUUGUUGCACAGUGGAGUCUUCCCGAGCCACUUUUUGACUCCUUCCGUCUGCCGAAAAACGUUCGGCAGCGGGAUAUGUUUGGAGAUCGUCUUGGGGUAUUUGAGAGAGAGAAAACGUGUCCCUAUUUAAGUGCCUUUUUGAGGAGUAUCCCCCCCCCCCCCACGCAGGUUGGUCCCCCCCCUCCCCCGAACGCACUCACAAUGGCUCGCAGGCAAUAACCCUCGGAUGCGGCUUUGAGUGCGCUUUUCCUCAACCCUUCCCAAGUCCAGUGUAUGUAAAUGGCUGCUUGUGUGAAAGAGACGGACGGGCCCGCAUUGAUUUUGAAAAGAUUGCUGGUGGUCUCGUUGCUUUGUGUCCGACGGAGUAGCUCAGAGGUUUUGAACUUUGCAAUGUGUUGAGAUCAAUAAGAGAAUGUCUUUAGGGUCAAUUUCACUGUAUAUAAGUCCAAAAUGUGGCUGCCAUUAAAAAAUGCACUUUUUA
Molecule: messenger RNA, 3242 nt
Organism: Syngnathus acus (greater pipefish)
Lineage: Eukaryota; Metazoa; Chordata; Actinopteri; Syngnathiformes; Syngnathidae
Gene: lrp10
Product: low density lipoprotein receptor-related protein 10
Exons: 10
Coding region: 189-2420 (743 amino acids)
Cellular component (GO): plasma membrane
Molecular function (GO): protein binding
Source: RefSeq, a predicted model, not a curated record